ACUGUCUCUUCCCCUCCACGCGGUGGAACUGACUGGUCGGCCUCAGUUGCUUGUCCUGAAAGAUGCCGGGGAAACUCCUUAGUGACGUGGAUUUGGACUCAGACACGGCCAUGGAAAAACUGGAGACACCGCGAAAGCAGAAUGCGAAGAAGGGUAAAAAAGAGAAGCCAAAGUCUAAUAAGACUGAAGAGGCAACAGAAGUAAAGGAAGAAACUAUUUCCCCCAAAGCCAAAAAAAUUAAAAAGAAAGCCGAGUCUUCUGAGAUUGACAUGAAUUCUCCUAAAUCCAAAAAGGCAAAAAAGAAAGAGGAGUCAUCUCAGGAUGACAUUAUUUCUCCUAAAACCAAAAGUGUGAAGAAACCAAAGGAGUCCUUUGAAAAGAAAGUUGUUUCUCCUAAAACCAAAAAAGUAAUGAAAAGUGAGGAGCCUUCUGAAGAAGAAAUAGGUGCUCCUAAGCCGAAGAAGAUGAAAAAAGAAAAGGAAAUGAAUGGAGACAUUGGAGAGAAAAGCCCCAAACUGAAGAAUGGAUUCCCUCAUUCUGGACCUGUCUCUAACUCCAGUGAAGAAAGUAACAGUGAAUUAGAGCAGGAAAUACCUGUGGAACAAAAAGAAGGUGCUUUCUCUAAUUUUCCCAUAUCUGAAGAGACCAUUAAACUUCUCAAAGGCCGCGGGGUGACCUUUCUGUUUCCGAUACAAGCAAAGACAUUUCACCAUGUCUAUAGUGGAAAGGACUUAAUUGCACAGGCACGGACAGGAACCGGGAAGACCUUCUCCUUUGCCAUCCCUUUGAUUGAGAAACUUCAGGGAGAACUACAAGACCGGAAAAGAGGCCGUGCCCCUCGGGUACUGGUUCUUGCACCCACAAGGGAGUUGGCCAAUCAAGUAAGCAGAGACUUCAGUGACAUCACAAGAAAGCUGGCAGUGGCUUGUUUUUAUGGUGGAACUCCCUAUGGAGGUCAAAUUGAACGCAUGCGGAAUGGGAUUGAUAUCCUGGUUGGGACCCCAGGUCGUAUCAAAGACCACCUGCAGAAUGGCAAGCUAGAUCUCACCAAACUUAAGCAUGUUGUCCUGGAUGAAGUUGACCAGAUGUUAGAUAUGGGGUUUGCUGAUCAAGUGGAAGAGAUUUUAAGUGUGGCAUACAAGAAAGAUUCGGAAGACAAUCCCCAAACAUUGCUUUUUUCUGCAACCUGCCCUCAUUGGGUAUAUAACGUUGCUAAGAAAUACAUGAGAUCUACAUAUGAACAGGUGGACCUCAUUGGUAAAAAGACUCAGAAAACGGCAAUAACUGUGGAGCACCUGGCUAUCAAGUGCCACUGGACUCAGAGGGCAGCAGUUAUUGGGGAUGUAAUCCGAGUAUAUAGUGGUUUUCACGGGCGCACUAUCAUCUUCUGCGAGACCAAGAAAGAAGCCCAGGAGUUGUCACAGAAUGUGUCCAUAAAGCAGGAUGCCCAGUCAUUACAUGGAGAUAUUCCUCAGAAGCAGAGAGAAAUCACUCUGAAAGGUUUUAGAAAUGGUGAUUUUGGAGUUUUGGUUGCAACCAAUGUUGCUGCUCGUGGGUUAGACAUCCCUGAGGUUGAUCUGGUUGUACAGAGUUCUCCCCCAAAGGAUGUGGAAUCCUACAUUCAUCGUUCUGGAAGGACGGGCAGAGCUGGAAGGACGGGGAUUUGCAUCUGCUUUUAUCAGCACAAGGAAGAAUAUCAGUUAGCACAAGUGGAGCAAAAAGCGGGAAUUAAAUUUAAACGAAUAGGUGUUCCUUCUGCAACAGAGAUAAUAAAAGCUUCCAGCAAAGAUGCCAUCAGGCUUUUGGAUUCUGUGCCUCCCACUGCCAUUGGUCACUUCAAGCAGUCAGCUGAGAAACUGAUAGAGGAGAAGGGAGCCGUGGAAGCCUUAGCAGCAGCACUGGCCCAUAUUUCAGGUGCCACAUCAGUAGACCAGCGCUCUUUGAUCAACUCAGAUGCGGGCUUUGUGACCAUGAUCUUACGAUGCUCGAUUGAAAUGCCAAACAUUAGUUAUGCUUGGAAAGAACUUAAAGAGCAGCUGGGCGAAGAAAUUGAUUCCAAAGUGAAGGGAAUGGUUUUUCUCAAAGGAAAGCAGGGGGUUUGCUUUGAUGUCCCUACUGCAGCAGUAACAGAAAUACAGGAGAAAUGGCAUGAUUCACGUCGCUGGCAGCUAUCUGUGGCCACGGAGCAACCAGAGCUAGAAGGACCACGGGAAGGAUAUCGAGGCUUCAGGGGACAGCGGGAAGGCAGUCGAGGCUUCAGGGGACAGCGAGAAGGAAACAGAAGCUUCAGGGGACAACGGGAAGGAAAUCGAAGCUUCAGAGGACAGCGAUCAGGAGGUGGCAACAAAAGUAACAGAUUCCAAAACAAAGGCCAGAAGCGGAGUUUCAGUAAAGCAUUUGGGCAGUAAUUUCAAAUAGAGGAUUCAUACGGCAACAUGGAACUGAACACUGAUUUUCCUAUGAAGUUAAAAGCACAUGUGUUUCCUUCUUGACCACUUGCCUUGUCCCCAUCUCUCCCAGAGAGACAAGCUUCAUGGAAAUUAUUUCCAUCUGAUGAUUAUCACUUGUAACUAUUGCUGUUUCUGUAUUAGGUUUCUCUUUUGAAAAGAUGUAUGAAUUCGUAAUAUUUUUAUUCUGAUGCAUUGUCUGUAGGUUAUAAGACCAAGUCAAGCAUGUAUUUGCCCAUACUUUUUAAGUUGAGGGGUCUCUGUAUUUAAAUAGUGUCCUUCCCUGAAUACCUGUGGGGAAUGCAGCUGUCUCUGGAGAGGCACUCUGAGCAGUCGAGGCUUACCUGUAAUUGGCAUUCCUCAGCCACCUGCCUAACAGUGACUCACGUGGUCCUGUAACAUGUCCUCUGAGAAAUAGUACUGAGCAGUGUUUUGAAGCAAUAUUUCAAAAUUGCUGGGAUGCAAUACAUUUUAUGCCAGCAUGUGCUCUAGAUUUGAAGAACAGUGAUAAAUUUGAUGGGAGACAUUAUGUAGAUUAGCCAUCAUUAUGUACAUUUUGAUACAUUUUUAACUCUUCAAUGUAAGCUGAAUUCAUGCUUCAGGAAUUCUUCACAGAUUUUAUCUAUUUAUGUAUAUAUAAAGAAGUAUUUUAAUAAAAAACAAGUGUCUUUAAGGAAUUCCAAAUGUAUAAGGUGGCCCUGUAACUUUCUUUGUAAGUAAGGAGGCUGAAUAAUAGGUGCUUGAUGAUAAUGUACUCCACUUCCUGUUGGAAGAUUAACAUUAUUUACCAAGAAGGAAUUAAGGGAGUGGGGGGCAGAGAUUUGCAUUGAUGACAAGAGUCAGGAAAUCCACUGAAAAUAUUUUUUACAUGUGAGAAAGAAACAUUCAUCUCAAGAGCAAAGAAAGGAGCAAGUGAAAAUACAUGAAAAGCAUUCUUUUCAUGGUAAACAACAGGUCAUUAAUGUUUCUAGAAAUUGACUUCUAAUGGGUAAACUGGAGUUUUAGGUAGAAUGAUCCAAUGGUUUCUCAGAGGCCUAGUUCCUAUAGUCACAGUAUAGGAUCUAUUUCUGUUAGACUGCUAUUCCAUUGAAAGGUUUUAGCUGCUUAGAGACUUCCUUUUAAGAUAAUCUGCGUAUGGUUAUUUUUGGUUGUAGCUUUGAGGGAACUGACAAAUUUUAUAUAGCCCCUGGUCAGGUAACUCUAUGAGUUCUCAAAUAUUACUUCUUUGGGAAACUUUCUGCAUGGUGCAGGAGCUUAAGAGUGGCAUUGUUUUCUUGCCUUAAUUCCUAGAAAUUCUGGACUGGGACUCUCAGGGAAUAAACUCUGAUAGGAGAAGUUAAAAUACAUGGCCUGUCUUGUUUUCAUUUGAUUAUUUUUGAACAAUUGAAGUCUUUCUAAGCCCUGGUUUCUUUUGCUCCAUCAGAUCUCAUUAUCCAACUGCAUUUUACUCUGUCAUCUUGCAGUAAGGGGUUCAGAUAGCCAGCUCAACUCUUUAAAUGAAAUUUAAAAAAAAAAAAAAAGUUUUAACAUUUAUUUUUUUUUGAGAGACAGAGAGCAUGAGCAGGGAGGGGGCAGAGAGGGAGACACAGAAUAGCAGGCUCCAGGCUCUGAGCUGUCAGCACAGAGCCUGGCACAGGGCUCGAACUCAGGGACCACAAGAUCAUGACCUGAGUCAAAGUCGGAUGUUUAACCGACUGAGCCACCCAGGUACCCCGCCAGCUCAACUCUUUGAUGCUUGAGGCAAUGUGUCCUUUCUCUGUUUGGACUUCAGUUCUGUCCUUCAGUCCUAACUGGAUGUCUCUGUGUUCUCAGCAAUUAUCUUGGCUUUUAUUUCUUGAUCCUCUUGUCAAUUUUACCAUUUUCCUCCCAUUCCUCAUGGCUUCCAUCAAGCCACAGGAGAAGGUGUUUGAUAACAGACAACUCAUGUGUCUUGUAGAUUAUAAUUUAUUAGAUUUCAAUUUUGCUCAAAAUACUGAGCAUAUUUUAAUAACAACCAAAGUAUUUAAUCAAGCAGAUUCAAAGGACACAGUACCUGUCCUUUAGGGAAGAGCAGUUAAAACCUUGAUGUGGAUUAGCCCACAGAAAAAUAAUCAGGCAUAAAUCAAGAGUAAGGGGGAAGUUUAGUGGGAAUUGCACUUGACACAACUUAAUUUUAUGGAAAACAUGGCUGUUUUCAACAAAUGAAGCUAAAGUUUCUCCUGGAUCCCAGAAUUCAAACCGUAUUUGUAAAUAUAUAAUUCAGCUGUUUGAUUUAAAUGGGCUUGUUAGGCUGGGAAAUGUUACAGUUUUUACUAUUUUCUACAGAGAAAAUAUUUUCCAAUGUAUCAGACUCAAUGAACUUUUAAAAUACAAACCAUUUUUACAUUGGAGUUAUCUGUGCAGCAGUGUCUUUACAAUUGUACAUAAAAUGCUGUAAGUUAAUGUAUAAAAUACUGCUUUAUGCCAGAAUAAAAAUACUAGUAUUUACUAUUUAA
Prionailurus viverrinus (fishing cat) is the source of this 4921-nucleotide messenger RNA. RefSeq names its product DExD-box helicase 21 (gene DDX21). The transcript has 15 exons. The coding region runs from base 63 to 2408 and encodes 781 amino acids. Gene Ontology annotation, molecular function: RNA binding; RNA helicase activity; ATP binding. The record is from RefSeq and is a predicted model, not a curated record. NCBI's taxonomy places the organism in Eukaryota, Metazoa, Chordata, Mammalia, Carnivora, Felidae.